Messenger RNA from Guyanagaster necrorhizus, 1104 nucleotides. RefSeq names its product Phosphotyrosyl phosphatase activator. NCBI's taxonomy places the organism in Eukaryota, Fungi, Basidiomycota, Agaricomycetes, Agaricales, Physalacriaceae. Gene Ontology annotation, molecular function: protein tyrosine phosphatase activator activity; peptidyl-prolyl cis-trans isomerase activity. Gene Ontology annotation, cellular component: cytoplasm; protein phosphatase type 2A complex; nucleus. The transcript is spliced from 8 exons. The coding region runs from base 1 to 1104 and encodes 367 amino acids. The record is from RefSeq and is a predicted model, not a curated record. Gene Ontology annotation, biological process: mitotic spindle organization.
AUGACUUUUCAGACACCUACCAAGGCCAUUUUAUCUCAGGAGCAGCUUCAAGCUUUCCAAACCUCCAAGACAUACAAUUCAAUUAUCUCUUACAUCGAGAUGCUGAACGAGACAGUCGUUGGUGUAAAGCUGACUGAUGAUUGUGAGGCAUCUCCAGGUGUUGAAUCUAUAUUGGAGGUCCUCGAAAACGUUAAAGCCAUUGCGAAAGAUACUCCUCUAGUUGAGAAUUCUGCAUCCCGGUUUGGUAACCCGGCGUUCAGAACGUUUUAUGACAAGGUCACGGAGGCCUCGACGUCAUUGCAUACAAAGAUCAAGGGUCUUCCUCAGGAAGCCGUCCCAGAAGUGUCCUUAUACUUCAACGAAGCUUGGGGUAACCGGGCUCGGAUAGAUUACGGGAGUGGCAUGGAGCUCAACUUUUUGUGUUGGCUGAUAUGCCUUGAACGUCUCGGUGUCAUACAAGAAGUCGAUCAUAGAGCUUUGGUGAUCAAGGUCUUUUGGAAAUACAUUGAAGUAAUGCGGGUUCUACAAUCGACGUAUUGGCUGGAACCAGCUGGUUCUCAUGGCGUGUGGGGACUAGAUGAUUACCAUUUCCUGCCAUUCUUAUUCGGAUCUGCUCAACUUCGAGGUCACAAAUAUAUUCGACCAAAGGCUAUCCACGACGUAGAAAUUGUCGAUGAAUAUGCUAAAGAUUAUAUUUAUUUCGCUUGCAUUCAAUUCAUCAACUCGAUUAAGACUGCAUCGCUCAGGUGGCACUCUCCCAUGCUGGAUGAUAUUUCAGCUGUCAAGACAUGGGACAAAGUUAAUUCCGGAAUGUUGAAGAUGUAUCGCGCAGAAGUCCUCAACAAACUCCCUGUAAUGCAACAUUUUCUCUUUGGUUCCAUCCUCCCGUAUGACGGGCCUCCACCCCCUACGGGUGCGAGAAUGGAUGAGCUUCACGGGCAUGUUCAUGGUGAUACAGGCGCUGCUGGUCAGCGAGAAGUUGGCUGGGGCGACUGUUGUGGUAUCCCUGUUCCUUCUGCGUUCGCGGCUGCUAGAGCUGAAAAGGAGCAUCAGCCUGGACUCAGGCUGGCUGGUCCUGGUAUAAGAUCGGUGCCGUUUGAUUAA